AUGUGCCCUGCGCCCUACCUGACUCCCCCCUGCACUGCCCUGACUCCCCCCUGCACGGCUCUGACUCCCCCCUGCACGGCCCUGACUCCCCCCUGCACUGCCCUGACUCCCCCCUGCACAGACCUGACUCCCCCCUGCACUGCCCUGACUCCCCCCUGCACAGACCUGACUCCCCCCUGCACUGCCCCUGACUCCCCCCUGCACAGACCUGACUCCCCCCUGCACUGCCCUGACUCCCCCCUGCACAGACCUGACUCCCCCCUGCACAGACCUGACUCCCCCCUGCACAGACCUGACUCCCCCCUGCACUGCCCUGACUCCCCCCUGCACGGCCCUGACUCCCCCCUGCACAGACCUGACUCCCCCCUGCACUGCCCUGACUCCCCCCUGCACGGCUCUGACUCCCCCCUGCACUGCCCUGACUCCCCCCUGCACGGCUCUGACUCCCCCCUGCACUGCCCUGACUCCCCCCUGCACAGACCUGACUCCCCCCUGCACUGCCCUGACUCCCCCCUGCACGGCUCUGACUCCCCCCUGCACUGCCCUGACUCCCCCCUGCACUGCCCUGACUCCCCCCUGCACGGCCCCGACUCCCCCCUGCACGGCCCUGACUCCCCCCUGCACAGACCUGACUCCCCCCUGCACUGCCCUGACUCCCCCCUGCACGGCUCUGACUCCCCCCUGCACUGCCCUGACUCCCCCCUGCACUGCCCUGACUCCCCCCUGGACUGCCCUGACUCCCCCCUGCACUGCCCUGACUCCCCCCUGCACUGCCCUGACUCCCCCCUGCACUGCCCUGACUCCCCCCUGCACGGCCCUGACUCCCCCUGCACUGCCCUGACUCCCCCCUGCACUGCCCUGACUCCCCCCUGCACGGCCCCGACUCCCCCCUGCACGGCUCUGACUCCCCCCUGCACAGACUUGACUCCCCCCUGCACGGCCCCGACUCCCCCCUGCACGGCCCUGACUUCCCCCUGCACAGACCUGACUCCCCCCUGCACUGCCCUGACUCCCCCCUGCACGGCUCUGACUCCCCCCUGCACUGCCCUGACUCCCCCCUGCACUGCCCUGACUCCCCCCUGCACUGCCCUGACUCCCCCCUGCACUGCCUUGACUCCCCCCUGCACUGCCUUGACUCCCCCCUGCACUGCCCUGACUCCCCCCUGCACUGCCUUGACUCCCCCCUGCACGGCUCUGACUCCCCCCUGCACUGCCCUGACUCCCCCCUGCACGGCUCUGACUCCCCCCUGCACUGCCCUGACUCCCCCCUGCACAGACCUGACUCCCCCCUGCACAGACCUGACUCCCCCCCUGCUUUCAAUUCAUUCCAACAGUUUUCUCAGCUCUAGCUUUAUGGCUGCUUCCAGUUUCACCAUACUUGAGCGUCUGCUUCAGCCUAAACUCCAGCCACAAACAACAAUGUUCCGUGUGACCUUGAGUCGUGUUUGUGGUUUUUUGACCAAACCCAGAUCUGCAGCAGCAACGGUGAGGUCAGAGAGCCACGAUGUGUCCUCCGCUGCAGACCUGUCCAGACCCAUGUACUGGGACAGGAGGGAGGUCCCUCUCCCGGACCGUCCCUUCAGAGACAAACUGACCUCUGCCGACCUGACCCUGAAGCAGAAGGAGCAGGACAGCUGGAAACUGCUGAGUCAGGAGGAGAAGCUAGCACGUAAGCUAACAUGCUGA
Molecule: messenger RNA, 1686 nt
Organism: Knipowitschia caucasica
Lineage: Eukaryota; Metazoa; Chordata; Actinopteri; Gobiiformes; Gobiidae
Source: the annotation of a GenBank genome assembly